AUAAAAAGAGAGUUAAUUGAAAAAAACGCGAUUUCAAUUAAAAAUAUUUUGAUUGAACUGAGAGUCGCUCUCAUUUUGUUAUCGCUUGACGACGCAAAGUUAAUGUAGUAACUCAGUCAUCUGUUAAAUAUUGUCUCGAAUUGUAAUCAAAACAAACUUUCGUCGUUCGUGAAUAAAAAUAUUUACUAUCAGUUAUACUCACCUAUAUUUGUGUAGAGUUAACAGGUUUUUGAUCUCUCUCACGUAGUCGAUACGCGAUCUUAUCUCUCGUGUGUGUUUAAAGAUAAGUUAAUUCAGCUGCAAUUAAACAAUCGAAGAGACUCAGUGCCGAAUUGUUUGUCAUUCGAGUCGUGUCGUGACAUAUUUUUCAAAAAAAAAAAAAAAAAAAAAAAAAAAAAAAAAAAAAAAAAAAAAAAUUAAAAAAAAAAAAAAAAAAAAAAAAAAAAAAAAAAAAAAAAAAAAAAAAAAAAAUAAAAAAAAAAAAAAAAAAAAUUAAAAAAAAAAAAAAUAAAUUAAUAAAAAUAAAAAAAAUAAAAAAAAAUUACAAAAUGACACUUUCUGGACUUCUUCAAAAAAUUUGUCCCUUCUUCUUUGGAAUAAGUACAUGGCUGGGAAUUUACGCAACUUUCACGCAAAUGCCAAUUAUCGUCAAUACAGCUCCUGAAGGAUGGAAUUUGCCAUCAUACGUCGUUGUAAUGAUCCAAAUAGGCAAUCUUGGGCCUCUUUUGUAUCAUUUCCUGCAGAAACAUCGACCUGUGAAGGAUUCUUACCUAAUUUAUGGGAUGUUGACCCUUGGAUUUUGUGGCGCUCUGCUUUUUUCACAACUUUGGGAUUUGACAACUUUAAUUUUUGACAAAGAACGGAGUUUGUCGCUGUUGGGAUCAGUACUGAUGUUUUCUUUUAUGGCUUGUACAAGUUCUGUUUUGUUUAUGCCUUACAUGGGACGUUUUCCUUCGUCGUAUAUCGUUCAAUAUUUCACCGGCGUGAGUUUUGGCGGACUAAUUUGUGCAUUUUUAGCACUUGUACAAGGCAUGGGCAGCACCGAAGAAAAACUUAUCGCAACUAAUGAGACAGAAAGUGUCACGGAAGAGCCACAAAUGCAAAUUGAUCAACCGAAUUUCAGUGUUUCGACGUUCUUUUUGCUCAUUAGUGGCAUCCUUUUCGUGAGCGGCAUUGCAUUUUACCUGAUGGAUACACUGGAAAUUUUUAAAAAGCAAUAUGCAAAUGUCGAAAUUAGAUAUGGUAAUGACUACACAUUUAAUAGUGCGGAAAAUGAAGAGAUGCGCGAGACGAACGACGAGGAUAAAAGGCAGCAGCCACGUCAACAAUUGAAAAAAUUAUCUCCGAUUAAUUAUCGGAAUUUAUUGCUUCUUUUUGGUGUAAUGUCGGCUGUAAUUAACGCAAUCAUCCCGAGCGUGUUAUCGUAUGCAACGCUACCAUUUGGCUCGAAUACCUACCAUUAUACGAUAACAGUUGUCUACAUCAUGGAGCCAUUAGCAUAUAUCUUUGGAAAUUUCAUACCACAUUCGAGCAUUCGUGCGGUUUGGAUUGUCGCUUUUAUCCCAGUUUUGCCGUGCACUUAUUUGAUGAUAAAUGCCGUCAUGAGUCCUUAUCCGUGGCUUCUUGGAACGACAAUUGGCGAAAUUUUACCUAUAAUUUCAUGGUCACUCGUUAAAAUGAGCAACGCUUUUGUAACGAUAUCCUUAAUGAGCAUUUUUCGUGAUCAAGGCGGAAAAUCUUUAGUCAAUAUUGGAUCAUAUACUCAAAUAGGCUCGUUCCUUGGUUCAGUAUUCAUCUUUUGUCUCGUGAACUUUACAGAUAUUUUUAAAAGUUUGUGAGCUGUGAUGGAACAAAAACGCUUUAAAAUAGCUUUAAUAAUAAUUAUAAUUUUUUUA
Molecule: messenger RNA, 1895 nt
Organism: Culicoides brevitarsis
Lineage: Eukaryota; Metazoa; Arthropoda; Insecta; Diptera; Ceratopogonidae
Product: solute carrier family 52, riboflavin transporter, member 3-B-like
Exons: 3
Coding region: 549-1838 (429 amino acids)
Biological process (GO): riboflavin transport
Cellular component (GO): plasma membrane
Molecular function (GO): riboflavin transmembrane transporter activity
Source: RefSeq, a predicted model, not a curated record